AUGCUAAUGCCCGAUGCUAUGCCCAAGAAGCUAACAUGGUCCCUUCAGUCUAAAGUAACUCAACUCUCAACACGGUUAUUCAACCUGAAAGGGGGUAAUGUGGUAUACACACCACAAUUGAGUGAAGAACAGACCCCACAACCAAACACUGGUUCCUUCUUGCUAAUGAACCUGGCAAAAGAUACUUACAAAAGCAACCUUGUUUGCCCACUUCUACCAAAGAUCCAACCCACCCAUGCCACACUACUUGUUGAUCUCUCCUCUGCCUCUGCUUCUGCCUCUGCUUCUGCCUCUUUCUCUUCCAAUUCUGGUAGACCUCAAUUUAAUCUUGAUGUAUUCAUCAAUGCUGCUAACAGGAGUAUUGAUAUCAUCAAAGAAAAUGACACUGGAAAAAUAAGGACAAGAGUUUCCCAAGUAUCGAGACGUACUGCUCAGCAUCAUAAUAAAAGAGCUAGAUUUGAAGCUGAAAAGAGAAGCAUGAAAGUAGAUACUGAAAUAAUCCCAACGUAUCAAUCUGAUUCUGUGGAAGCAAUGGAUGGUCAGACCAACUCACCUAUUUUGGAUACCGUCUCAACGUUUGACAAUGACGUCUUUGUUGGUAAUGACUACAAUGGUGAUGAGUCUGACACAACUGAUGACAAUGACAGUGAUGACAAUGGCGAAGAAGACACUGCCAAGAUUUAUGUUGGAGAAUUUAACAAUGAGGACCCUUUUGCUGCUUCUGGUAUACCUGAGAAUCCAGUGCACAGAUUUAUUGCUACUUUUACAGUACUUUUUGCAUCUUGUUAUGUGGUCAAUAAGGGUUCUGUUGUCUUGAUUGAGUUUAUCAACGAGCUCUUAAAAAUUUAUGGACAAGAUUUCCAACUUCCCAAAAGUCUGGCUGGGCUAUAUAAAAUGACUGGCUUUUUGUCUAUCACCAAAGACAUCAAGCGAUUUGUGUCAUGUCCAGACUGCCAUUGCAUCUAUGAAGAAAACAUGUCCGUACCUUCCCAUUGUGUUUUCACAAAUGUUGGUGCACACUCUCCUUGUGGUUGUAAGUUGAUGAAAGAGCCAACUUCAGGUGCACUGAACAUGGAGCUUAACAUUGUCAAUACUAUGUGUGACAUAUACAAUGGAGCAAUAUGGAAAGAGCUGAAGGAUGCAAGUGGUGUCUCGUUUGUUGCUUGUCAUUGCUCAUUGAUGUUGACACUCAACAUAGACUGGUUUCAGCUGUUCGAUGGAGUUAGUUGCUCUUCUAGUGCAAUUUACUUGGUUGUAAAUAAUCUGCCUCAAGAGGCAUGGUUCAAGCCUGAGAACACAAUUCUGGCUGGUCUGAUGCCUGAUGAGAUGAAACAGUUGUAUAUUGGAAUGCAAGUCCCAACCUACGAGUGUCCUUCUAGUGCUAAUAUUCAUGCUGCCUUGCUGAUGGUUGCGUGUGACAUCUUUGCUGCCAGGAAAACAAGUGGAUUUACAGCCCACAAUAGUACAUGUGCGUGCUACAACAGUGUAGAGAACAGGUUGCAUGCUGAGAAGUGGAAGAGUGCGUGUACACCCUUAGAAAGGCAUCAGCUGGAGGUCGAAUAUGGUGUUCGAUGGUCACAGUUAACAAUCAUUGAUCCCAUGCAUAAUUUAUUCUUGGCAACGCUAAAGAAAAUGAUGGACCAGUGGGACGAUAAGAAAACGAUUGGAGCCGAAGAGUUUGCUGUCAUAGAAAAAAUUGCAGAGACAAUAGUCCUUUCAAGGGAUUAUACAAAGCUGACAUCAAAGAUUGGAAAAGGCUUUCCUUACAUGAAAGCCGAUGACUGGAAAUCCUGGGUACUGGUGUAUUCUCCUGUUCUGCUGCAUGGUCCAAGCAUCAUAUUUGAUGAAGUGAACAGUGCCCACGACUAUCUAGAAAUGUUUUGCAAAAAGGCUACCAAACUCUACACUCCUACUAUCCUCACCUGCAACAUGCACCUGUGCCUCAAUCUUUGCAAGACCAUUUAUAAUUUUGAGGCAACAUAUAUGAGAAGUUUUGUUCAAAACCCAUUCAAGGGUGACUAUGGCAAUACUGUUCUGAAAAGUUCUGGCCACGUCCCCCUUUUCAACAUUCUCUCAAAGCUUUCUCCGAAAUUCACACCUACUACCACAGUUAUUACUCUCUCCUCCUGUUCAUUCCAAUUGCAAUCAUUCUUACUAGCAUUAUCCAACUCACAUCUUCCUCCAAAGGGUAACGAAUUUCUCCCUCCUUUGACUUUUCUUCUUCAGAUAAAAAAAUCAUCACUGAUGGAUGAAAUCAACUCUGCCCAUCUGCUUCAGCACUACAAAACAUCCUAUGAUCUUCCCGACCUUGUCAGUUACCAGUAUGCCACGCUCACAAACUUCUUUGUUGACAAUGAAAUCACAAAGUUGAAGUUCAUUGACUUACUUGAUCAACAGUACCGUGAUAAAAACGGUUCAGCUAGUUGUGGUUCUCUUGUCUACGUAAUAUUUGUUGGUAGGGAUGGUAGAAAUACCAUAGUCUAUGCUGGAAAAAUACAUUAUCUCUUCACAUACUGCUUUACACACCCUUCUAACCGCAAUCUCCAUCUGACUCGCAUGGUUCACAAUCAUUGA
This is a messenger RNA of Phycomyces blakesleeanus NRRL 1555(-), 2574 nucleotides long. RefSeq lists its product as hypothetical. NCBI's taxonomy places the organism in Eukaryota, Fungi, Mucoromycota, Mucoromycetes, Mucorales, Phycomycetaceae. Bases 1 to 2574 code for a protein of 857 amino acids. The record is from RefSeq and is a predicted model, not a curated record. The transcript is spliced from 12 exons.